Messenger RNA from Sclerotinia borealis F-4128, 234 nucleotides. NCBI's taxonomy places the organism in Eukaryota, Fungi, Ascomycota, Leotiomycetes, Helotiales, Sclerotiniaceae. The record is from the annotation of a GenBank genome assembly.
AUGGGCCAGCAGUCUAGUCGCAGCACAGUAGAGGGCGAGGCAGGGGAAAUGGAUUUCGAUCGCUUGGUGGAGGUGAGACCAGCCAUCAAAUUGCUGCAUUUUGAAAGAGCGGCAGAAAUGAGAGAGAAGUGCAACGAGUGGGAGACAGGGAGAGCGCAGGAGCAGAACGAAGAACUUCGAAAUAUGGGAAAGGUAGAGAAAUUUUGGAUAGAAGAUGGAUUGAGAUUUGGUUAA